This is a messenger RNA of Ictalurus punctatus (channel catfish), 4512 nucleotides long. It is a transcript of the gene tbc1d10c, whose product is annotated as TBC1 domain family, member 10C. The coding region runs from base 111 to 3971 and encodes 1286 amino acids. The transcript is spliced from 10 exons. The record is from RefSeq and is a predicted model, not a curated record. Lineage: Eukaryota; Metazoa; Chordata; Actinopteri; Siluriformes; Ictaluridae.
ACACACACACACACACACACACACACACACACUACAGCGGAAGUCAUUUUUUCAGAUCUAUCUUCCCUCCCAUAGCAGCACCUUAUAGUUAGACAGUACAUCUGAAGGUGAUGUCUCUCUGUUCGGACCAGAGAGAAGACGGAGAGAGCACCUCCGGCUCCUCAGAAGCUAAAACAGACCGUUAUGGAUUCCUGCUUGUUAAUGGAGAUACGAAUAACGACAGCAGUGAUGACCCCUGUCCUGAGUUGGUGAGACACCGUGAAAUGAAAUGGAUCACCCUUAUGAACCAGUGGGAUCAGGUACUUGAGAAGAAGCACAGUAAGAUAAAAGCUCAGUGUCAGAAGGGCAUCCCAGCAUCUGUCAGGGCCAGGUGCUGGCCCCUGCUUUGUGGAGCGAAACAGAGGAAAGAGAAUAACCAAGAUCUCUACAAAACUCUGGAGUCGUCCCCUGGUCAGCAAAGCUGGAUUGAUGUCAUCAAGAGAGACACAGACAGGCAGUUUCCCUUCCACGAGAUGUUUCAAUCCAAAGACAGCCAUGGGCAGCAGGGCUUGUUGCAGGUUCUGAAGGCGUACACUCAGUUUCGGCCUGACGAGGGGUACUGCCAGGCACAGGGUCCCGUGGCAGCAGUGCUACUAAUGAACAUGCCCAUAGAGGAAGCGUUCUGGUGUUUGGUACAGAUCAGCGAACUCUACCUCCCUGGCUACUACAGCCCCCUGCUGGAGGGAGUUUUGUUUGAUGCUGCAAUUCUUUUUAGCGUACUAAAAAGGACAUGUCCGGCUGCAUACAAACACAUGAAGAGACAAGGGGUGGAGCCUCUCAUGUUUGCCACGGAUUGGCUGAUGUGCCUGUAUAGCCGGCACCUGCCCUUUAACACUUUACUCCGGGUCUGGGACCUCUUCUUCUGCAAUGGUGUACGUGUGCUGUUUCAGGUGGCCGUGGUUUUAGUGCGCAGGUGCUUAGGGGAGGCUCGACAUCGGAAAGAGUGUGAUGGCCAGAUGGAGACUCUGGAGAGACUGCGGUCAGUUAGGGGGCGUGUCCAACAUGAACAAGCUGACGCCUUUAUUCAAGAGGUGUGUUCGGUACCCCUGUCCUUGGCAGAGCUUCAGCGACUGACUGAAAAGGAGUUAGAGAAAUGGAGGAAAGAGCGCCCAGGCUCGACCUUCGAUCCUCGAGAUCGUUGCCACGGACACUAUAUCAUAUGGGAGAAAGGGAAAGAAAGGGAGAAGGAGAACGUAAAGAAGGAGAGACAGAGCGGGAACCUGAGUGUUUCUGUGAUGCGUUCGCACUCGUCUCUCUCUCCAGCGAUCCUUCGUAAAAAAUGGAGGAAGAGAGGGAGUAAAACAGAGACUGAGGAGUGGGAGGGACGAGGGUCGUCAAAACAAGACAGUGACGAUGAGGAGAAAAGGAGGGCGAGCGUGUGCGGUGUAGCCGGAGAGCUACGGGCGAAGACACACAAGACACCACAGGAGUUCAGUACAAACUUACAGAAAGACCGGAACACAACCCCAAACACGGCGCGUAUAUCAGCCGCGGAAACACAGAAUCGUUCAGAAUCGACAGAUCACAGCGACACUGUGUUUGAGGAGGAUGAGAACGAUGCAGCGGUCAUCACCGUCCCAUCACACACAGACAGCGGCGAAUAUGAAGAAGAAACGAGGCCGCCUUCCGGCUCGAAAGACGACGAUUUACAAACAGGUAACUGUCAACAGGAGAUAGAAAAACAGCAUGGCACUGAGACACGGCAAGAUGAAGAAAAGAAAGUACAGACUCCCGGAGAGGACCAGGAUGAAGAAAUACAAAAAAGUCAAGAGCGUCACGAAACACAACAAGCGCAAUCACAACCUUCCCAACUAGAGGAAGAGGAAGCUGCAAGAAACAUACUUGAAGACGAAACACAAGAAAACAGAAGUGAGCAGGAAGAGGAAAUUGAAAAUAAAUCCUGUAAACCUGAAGAAGAGGUACAACUUAAUAUCAGCACACAAAAAGAGGACGUGAAUAUCACUCUACAGGAGGUGGAACCUGAGGUAAAUACUGACACACAGGAACAGGAAAUACAUAUCUGUACUUGUGAACAAGAGCUGGAAAAUGGAAUGAACAGUAAACAUGAAGAAGAAAUGCAGAUAAGUAGCAGUAAACAGGAAGAGGAAAUAGUGACAAAUAGCCAAGAACAAGAAGAAAUACAUCUGGUUGACUCUGAAGAGAUAAAUACUGCUAUCGGAAAUAAACAGGAAAAGGAAAUAAAGACAAAUAGAAGAGAACAGGAAGUGGAAAUACAGGAAGAAAGGGAAAUAAAGGCAAAGAGUAGUGAACAGGAAGUGGAAAUACAGGAAGAAAGGGAAAUAAAGGCAAACAGCAGCGAACAGGAAGUGGAAAUACAGGAAGAAAAUGAAAUAAAGGCAAACAGCAGUGAACAGGAAGUGGAAAUACAGGAAGAAAAUGAAAUAAAGGCAAACAGCAGUGAACAGGAAGUGGAAAUACAGGAAGAAAAUGAAAUAAAGGCAAACAGCAGUGAACAGGAAGUGGAAAUACAGGAAGAAAAUGAAAUAAAGGCAAACAGCAGUGAACAGGAAGUGGAAAUACAGGAAGAAAAUGAAAUAAAGGCAAACAGCAGUGAACAGGAAGUGGAAAUACAGGAAGAAAAUGAAAUAAAGGCAAACAGCAGCGAACAGGAAGUGGAAAUACAGAACGAAGACAGACCAUCAAAUAGUGAUGAUGAAGAAGAGAAGCUUAAAAAAUGUCUCGUACAUGAAGACGUGCCCAGAGAUGGGCAGAAGCAACAGGAAGACAGCGAACAAACAAAUGAAGUCGAACAAAGUUUGGAAACGGGAGAGGAAAUGCAUUCAAAUAUACAAACUCCGGAAGAUCAGAAGGAUGCAGAGGAACAAGCGCCCUCCGUUCAAGAGGAAGAUCAUGUGAAAGGUGAACUCUGUGAAAGUGUAAGCAGUACAGAUGUGAAAAGGACACAGCAAGAGCAGGAAGGUGAGACAGAGCAUUCAGAAGAGAUGGAGAAAGAAGCACGGAUUAGUGAUGCAGCACCAGGGGAGGAAACAGAGGGAACCGUCAUGGAUGAAGAAAAGAGAAGUAGCAAUAAUCUCACAGCAGAUCAAGAGGAAUCAGAAACAGCAGCAGCUUCACCUUGUGUUCAACCAGAAAUAGUGAUGGAACAUUCUGGAGACUCAGAGACUCCACAGGACUCCAACCAGACACAGGGUGAAAACAUAGAUGUUAACAAAAUCUCCACAUCUGAGCAUGGAGAACCUGAUGGAACCAGUGGAUCUAGCAAUCCAGAGCUUCCACAACCAGACAACGAAGAAGAGGAAUCCAAAAUAGAGAUAAAUAUUGCAACCGAGUCAAACCUGGUCAAACCCGCUCUCUCUGGCUCAAACCCACAGCUCCGCCUUCGCAGGUCCUCCAGCUCCCACACCUACUAUCCCACAAUCCUCUCUGAGGACACUUUCAGGGACCCGCAACAAUGUGUCAAACAAGAGUCAUGCCCCCAAACCACAAAGGCAGAAGAGUCAGAUAUCGCACAGCCGACACAAACACAGCUCUCCAAACAGGAGGAGGGUCUACAGAAACCACAAACACAAGCUCUCCCAAAGUCAGAGAAACCCAAACGCAGGGGUCUGUUUCACCGGCUCAGGGCCGACACGCCUUCCAAAUCCGCCAUCCCCAAAAUUGUCAUCCAGGACUUCAGUGAGGGAGAGGAGAAGCUGAGCUCUAAAGAGAGGAGGCGGCGGAGGAGGAUGCAGGAGAGGAAAGAAAAGGAGGAGGAGAAGGAGAGGAAGAAGCUAGAGAAAGAGCUGGAGAAGGAAAAAGGGCGGGAGAGGAAAAAGCCUCAGACCAGAGGGAAGAGUUUUCAGGUGCUCAGUAGAAAGCAGGAUGAUGAUGACAAUGAUGUUUUCUCUGGGAAGAGCGGCUCUCAGACGGUAGGACGGAAAAGGAACUCUUAUUCGGAGAGUUACUUCUGACUGAAGGACACACUGACACUUCUCAGCAUUUUUAGCUAAAUGGAUUAUAGUAUGAUCGCAGUUGAAAAAUGCUAUGUGCUAAACAUUACCGAGCAAGAAGGCUGUAAAGAACACUGACCAUCAGUGUUACCCAAAACGGUGAAGGAAAUCCAUCCAUCCAUCCAUCUUCUAUACCGCUUACUCCUUUUCAGGGUCACGGGGAAACCUGGAGCCUAUCCCAGGGAGCAUCGGGCACAAGGUGGGGUACACCCUGGACAGGGUGCCAAGGGGAAAGAAAUAAAGCUUCAAAAGACAUUCACCCCAAACCCCAACCUUGGUUUACGUGAACAGCAAGUGGAGCCGAGCUUCUUGACGGAAAUGUAAAAAUCACAUCAUGUUAUAGUAGUAGUAAUAAUAAUAAUAAUAAUAAUAAUAAAGAUGUAAUGGUUCUCUUUAUAGAGAAAUGCUCGUAAAACUCAUUCCUCUUUUCAGAGCAACUGUUAACAUCUGUGUAUAUACAUUUGAUCAUUAAAGCAAAAUGUGCUGGUUUUUGCUAUUGUAA